AUGGGACAGUUCCAGGGUCACGUCGACGACGUGGUGUACGUUCUACAGGACAAGCCACACCCAUUCUUUCGCCGGCAGGGGUGCGGUCUACGCUACACGGCCCGGAUCUCGCUGAAACAGACGCCAUGCGGUACCCUCCUGGAAGUGCCAAAGCUCCAGGGCGAGCCGCUGCAUCUCUCCAUCAAGGAUGAGGUGAUCAGCCCGGACUCGACGCACCGCUUCCCGGGCCAGGGACUAACCCAUCAGAUAAACGGCUCAUGCCGCGGCGAUCUCGUCGUCGACUUUUCCAUCGAGUUUCCCGAAACAAUCUGCAACUUGACUCGACUUGACUACUGCCUGACAUUUCCUCCGAGGAGUCAUGAAGGUCCUGCUGCCGCCGGGAAAACAGUUGGAAGUCAGUGUGACAGCGGCAGCGACGGUGACAGCGUGAGGGGCCAUCAAUCAUGGUCCACCAUCGUGGGGCCUGACAUGCGGGUUAAGACCACGUUAAACCGUAGUGGGUUCAAGGCUGACGACGUGACGUGAAGGUCAA
Molecule: messenger RNA, 532 nt
Organism: Drosophila suzukii
Lineage: Eukaryota; Metazoa; Arthropoda; Insecta; Diptera; Drosophilidae
Source: RefSeq, a predicted model, not a curated record